Jaminaea rosea is the source of this 4756-nucleotide messenger RNA. RefSeq names its product DNA/RNA polymerase. The transcript has a single exon. Lineage: Eukaryota; Fungi; Basidiomycota; Exobasidiomycetes; Microstromatales. Gene Ontology annotation, cellular component: mitochondrial DNA-directed RNA polymerase complex. The record is from RefSeq and is a predicted model, not a curated record. Gene Ontology annotation, molecular function: DNA-directed RNA polymerase activity; mitochondrial promoter sequence-specific DNA binding. The coding region runs from base 26 to 4594 and encodes 1522 amino acids. Gene Ontology annotation, biological process: mitochondrial transcription.
CGCAUCCUCACCACAGUCAGUCAUCAUGGCAUUUGCCUGGAGAUUAGCCGCCAUUCGAAGGCAGGCGGCGGCGGUGACUGCUAGCGGCAUCAAGCCGCCAUCAGUGAGGCACGCCGCAGCCGCUCUGCAUUCGUCAGCAAAGUGGGGCGCCUCCAACACUCACCCUCGCCACCAGCACACCGACACCGCAUCCGCAUCAUCAUCAUCACAUAACGACGGCGUCGACUCAUCAUCAUCGCUCAACUCCUUUGCAUGGCGAAAUCGCAAGUCACUUCGCCUGCCAACGCCUUUGCCCAUGGAUGUCACCGACGCUGCCAACUCGGCCUUUCGUAACCCUACUUCUGGGUCGCGAUCCGGUAGGCCAAGGCGUCAAGCAGCUUCCAGCGCCAAUGCUGCGCUUAAUCCUAUCGACUUGCUCUCCUUUGGCGACAUCAGCGGUGCUACCCUCGAUGACAUCAACCGCGAUAGCAGUUACUACCCGCCAUCGCAGCCAGUCGAGAAUCUCGCCAUCCUGGAAGCUUGCCUAUCUGCCAACCUUCUCUCAAGAGCAAUGCGCAUCUUUGAAGACAUGCGCGAUAACGCGGCAGCCAGACUUUCACGGCAGGACAUCGAGAGCGUACCAAAGGGAUCAGCCCCUUCCAAUCAGCUGCGAAAGCGCUGGUCAGCGCAGCACAGCCUCAGCAGAAGAGUCUACGCCUCAGUCUUUGCAGCCAUCUUGCGUCGAGCAGCUGCAGAGAGGGACGAGAUGGCAUCACAAAAGUGGAUACAAAGAGCGUGGUCGCUGUACAGGGAGAUGGAGACCGGCGUGAGGAGUGAUGCUCACGAGAGAAAGGCAGCGUCUUCGCGGAACCAUAGCUUCACGGCCGACCCAAGGCCAGACGAGAGGACAUUCAUGACAUUUGCCAUGGGUCUCGUCAAGGUCAUGCUCGUACAUCCGACGAUGACGAUGUCCGAGAGUGGGUUGGGGGACCUCGUCGCAUCAGCGUGGCGAAGCGGCCUUUCGUUUGAUGACAUUGUAGAGCAAGCGUAUGCAUACUCGACACAAGCGGAGGACUCGAUGAGGUCAUCAGAACACGUUGAACCGCAAGUCUUCAUACAGCGCCUCAUCUCUGCCGCCGUGCACGCCGGCAACGACCCAGUCAAGACAACCCUCGAGAACCUGGAAAAGAAGCUCGUCUCAGAGCGACUAGCAGAGCAGCAGCACGAGCAGCAGCCCGAAGCGCAAGAGGCAGAAAGCUCAAGCUCCGGCUCCGGGUCCUCCCCGAGGACGUACAUUCCGCCUCUCAAGCCCGUCCUCAGCGGCAGAGCUGACGCUCCCGAGGGUGCUACACCCUUCAAUCUCGAUCUCCUCCGGAGAGAUCUUGGCAUCGUCGGGCAGGGUCGCGCAACUGCACGAGACAAUGAAGAGAGACAGCGCUGGCUAGAAGAGAGCGCAAUCGACUCGGCUCGUCAGCACCUUGAGGCCCUUUCCAAGCAACUCGCCUCGAUCGGCGUGCAGUCGACGAUGACGCUUACGCAGGAUCGCCAGCUGCAGCUGUGGAUGUGGGAUUGGAAUCAGAAGUUGCAAGUUGCGCUGGAAAGGGACGUGCACCGAAUUCUAUCCAAGGCAGAAGAGUCAUCGACAAAGGGUACGCCUGCGGGACAGCGACUCUUCAGCACUGGCGUCGACUCGAGAGAAAAUUUCGAGCAGUCGAUUGCCCCUUUCCUGGGCACCAUCCCAUCAUCAAAGCUAUCCCUCCUCACCAUCAUGGAACUCAUGCGACUACAGGCCACAGCAGGGGCAGUCGAUGGCAUCAAGACGGCAUCGACUCUCAUUGCCAUUGGACGUGCGGUCGAAGAGGAGCACUAUGCUCAUUUCUUGCGCAGUCGUCCUGACUUGUCGGAGCGAGUACGCCGCGCCCAUGAGCUGGUUCGCAACAAGUCGACGACGGACCUUGCAGCGCGACGCAAGGCAAAAAAGUGGCUGGAGAGCCAGGAUGAUGGACGGAUGCAAUGGACGCAGAAUGUGCGAGCGCGAGUGGGAAGCUACCUUGUUGGACACUUGCUUCAGCUUGCUACCGUCAAGCGAGAAGCCAUUGACCGUGAUGGACACGUAUGGUCAGAGGAGCAUCCGGCCAUGGUCUCGACCUACCAAUACGUGCAAGGAAAGAAGAUUGGCGUUCUCAAGCUCAACGAUCAUGUCGCCCAGCGUCUUGACAAGGAGUCGGUGCGUGGCGCUAUGCACGCCAGGUAUCUGCCUAUGCUAGUCAAGCCGCGCUUGUGGCUCAAGCCAGACGAGGGUGGCUACCUGACGACGAAGACGAACAUGAUGCGUUAUAAGGAGAGCGCAGAACAAGUCUCAUACCUCAAGGCUGCCUCCGCAGACGGCAACCGCCUCGAGACGGUCAUGUGUGCGCUCGACGCCUUGGGCGAGACACCGUGGAUCAUCAACUCCAAGGUCCUCGAGGUCAUGACGGAAGUCUGGAACUCGGGUAAAGAUACGGCUGACAUGCCUCCGCUGAUCAGCGACGAUUGGAAUAGACGAGAGCGGCCCGCAGAUUUCGACACGAACCUCAUUGCUCGCAACGAGUACCUGCAGCACGAGAAGCAGAACAGGCAGCUGCGCGCGUCCGCGCAUUCGAGGCGUUGCGAUGUCAACUACAAGCUGGAGAUUGCCCGCUCCUUUGUCGACGAGGUCAUCUACUUCCCGCACAAUGUCGACUUCCGCGGUCGUGCCUACCCUGUGCCGCCCCAUCUCAACCAUAUGGGCGACGAUCUCUGCCGCGGUCUGCUCCUCUUCGCUGAAGCCAAGCCACUGGGAGUCGCGGGGCUCAAGUGGCUACGCAUCCACCUCGCCAACGUGUAUGGAUAUGACAAGGCGAGCUUUGAUGAGCGGGUACAAUUUUCGGUUGACCACUUCAAGGACAUUGAAGCGGCAGUCAAGGAUCCGCUGGGGCCCAACAAGUGGUGGCUGGGUGCCGAUGAUCCCUGGCAGUGCCUUGCAACGUGCCACGAGCUCUAUGCUGCUAUCAAUCACCCAGAGGGGCCGGAGAAGUUCCCAUCGCGCAUUCCGGUGCAUCAGGACGGAACUUGUAACGGUCUGCAGCACUACGCUGCGCUUGGAGGGGAUAUACGCGGCGCUAAGCAGGUCAACCUUACGAGUGGAGAAAGGCCCGCUGAUGUGUACACGGCAGUUGCCGACUUGGUCAUCAAGGAGAUCGAAGAAGAGGCCCGUCGCGAUGAUCCUGACCCAGCAGCGGUAGAGCUGCUUGGCAAGGUGACGCGCAAGGUCGUCAAGCAGACGGUCAUGACCACGGUCUACGGUGUCACCUUCAUCGGCGCCAAGAAUCAAGUGCAAAAGCAGCUCGCCGAUCGCGGGGAUGUGGAUCCUAUGAAGAUCUUCCACGUCUCUACCUACCUGGCCAAAAAGAUCCUCGCGUGCAUUGGCAACCUCUUCGCAGGCGCCAAUCGCAUCCAGCAUUGGUUCGUCGACGUUGCGCGAUUGAUCUCAAGGUCGAUCCCACCCGAGCGGAUGCCCGCCCUUCUCGAGUCCUCUCGCGCAGCGGGGAGGCUCACCGACCCAAAGACGGGCUUGAAGACAGGCAACACCCAGAGGUUUGGUCCGGGCACAGGCGAGCGGGUCAACAUGGAUCGCGUGCCCCUGGAGCAGAUGACGAGCGUCAUCUGGACCUCACCCAUCGGCAUGCCCAUCGUCCAGCCCUACCGCAAACACAAGAAGACCCAGAUCGCAACGGCGCUUCAGACCCUCUUCCUUCGCGAUCCCAACGCCAAUGCCGAAGUCUCGCCUGCGAAGCAGGCCUCGGCCUUCCCGCCGAACUUCAUCCACUCGCUCGACGCGACGCACAUGCUGUUGAGCGCCCUGGAGUGCCAGGAUGCGGGUCUGACCUUCGCGGCCGUGCACGACAGCUACUGGACGCACGCCUGCGACGUCGAGACGAUGAGUGACAUCAUUCGCGAUACUUUCGUGCGUCUGCACACGCAAGAUAUCCUUCCCAAACUCCGCGAAGAGUUCUUGGAGCGAUACCGCGGUCAUAUGGUGCCGGUGACCGUUGCGCAGUACUUGAUCUCCAGGAGGCUGGCGCGUCGCAGCAAGGAGAGCUUGCAGGCAAUCAAGGCUGCGGAGCUCAGUGGGGUCGAGCUGAGCAAGGAAGAGAAGGACGUCCUACUGGCAAAUGUGGAGAGCGAGGUUGUGGAUAUAGAUGCGCUGAGUGCUGAGGAGAGGAAGGAGCUGUUUGGGACUAUGCCGACGAAGGCGAAGGAACUUGCGAACGGGAGAGACGUGGAACCAGACACAGCCGUCGACGCCGAGUCGGAUCAGGAAGCUGCGGAUCUCGAGGCCAUGGCAGCGGACGAAGGGCUAGAUGCCGAUGUCGUGGACGAGGAGGAGUCAAAGAAGUCAAAGGGUACCUCCGUCACGGGCCGAGGCAAAGGUGGUGGGCGCGGCCGAGUAGGUGACUACAAGAUGCUGCCUCCCGAGCUAAGGGCAGAUGCAGUCACCCGCUUCGUGCCCCUCGAAGCCCUCAUCCCACCUCUGCCGGCAAAGGGCGGGUUUGAUGUCAACGAGAUUAGGAAGAGUAAAUACUUCUUCUCGUAGACGCAAUGGGGGGUAGAGAGGGACGAAAGCGCCUGUGAGCGCGAUUGUUCUGGCCACGUAGAGGAGCAGGGAACUUUGUGUAAUGUCGCGUUCGUUGUCAAUUCCACUACCAGCUCCACUAGAUGGAUGCGCAAAGCAAUCACCAUUCUCGUUCUGUUCUUG